CACAUCGCGGAUCGAGUGUGGGAAGCUAGACGCUAGAAUUAUGUUGUUUCUCAGCGUGUUUUGAGUCUAUGAAUGCCGGAAGAUUAACUUGUUUAAAAACUGGAAUUCUCGAUUCAAAAAGAGGUUGCAUCAGACUUCCAUCAGUAAUAUUUACGACCAACAAUGAGCGUAGACCUUAAUACCACUAGAGAGGACGGCAUUGUAAAGCUGUCUGCUGCAACAAACAACAGCAGCUCAGAGGACUUGGCUUCGUCAACAACAACAACAACGGAAGAAGAUCUACCCAGCUACCAUGACUGGUAUUGGCACGGCACACCACCUAACGACACAGAUCACACCUCCCUUUUUGUCCAAGCAUCCAGUUCCUCACGCUCUUUUGGGGAUCAAAUACAAGGGGGUGCUGUGAUGAUAGAAAUACCACCAAAUAUCCUUGACUCAUUCCCAAGUUCAUCGCAACCCAGCGGCUCUGCCAACCACCCACUGGAUUCAAUGGAACGAUCUGCCUUGAAAAUGAACAGAAAGCAAGGCAGAGAUAAAAAGGGAGAGUCCAAGGUGUGUGGUAAGGGAAGAAAAUCUGACAGCAAUCAGAAGUCAACAGAAACGGACACUGCAACUUCGUCUAACCAUCUGAAUGAUUUGAAUAACCUACAGGCAGAGCUAGAUGAGACCAGGACGGCUUUGGAAUUGACAGAAGAACAACUAACUCUAAAGAUGGAUGAGAAUGAUGAAGCAGCGGAGGAGAUUGAUAAAGCUUGGCAUAUGAUCAGAGAGUUACAGACAGGAUGGGAUAAACCUCUUCAGCUUACCGAGAAGCAUUCCAGACUCUUGCUGAACAUCUUUGAGCAGAUAGGGCGUGAGGGAGGUCCAGAGAGGGCAUGGCUUUGUCAGGAAAGUCUCCAGGAUGCAAUCAUCCAUCUCUACAAAUCUAGAGAAAAUGCUCGCUUUGCAAAGAAGCUAACUGAAAACAAAGCUAAGGAGUUGUCCAAGCAUUCUCAGCUCCUUCAGAGCAAACUCCAAUGUCUCACAACCGGACUGCACAAUAUUGUGGGUAAGAUGCAGCAACGAGAUGGUCUAUUCUUUGACAUGGAGGACGAAGGUCAAGAUGAGACUUCCAUGCCGUUGUCUGAUAUUGCCAGCAGUCUUGACAGGGGAAACAGAGAGGAUGCUUGCUUUAGUUUACUUGAUAAACUAAAAAGCAAGCUACACAGGCAGGACCUUCAGGCAGCCCGCUGGCAAAGUGUGACAGCCCAGCUCCGCCGUGAGUUGGAGCUUUCUAGACAGCGCUGUGAAGCAAAGAUGGAGUCACUGUGGGACAUGGAGGAGGAAUGUAGAAAAAGGAAAGAUUCUGAGGAGAUGGAGAAAGGAAAAGUAUUGAAACAAGAGGAACUCAUCAAGGCACUGACUAAAAAGAUAUCAGAAUGCAAUUUAGAGAACGAGAAGUCUAAUCAGUUUCAUUCUGAGCUAGAAGGACGCAUCAAAAGCCUUGCUGAGCAGCUUCAGAACGCUCUUAAAAAUCAUCAAGAUGUCAAAGAGUAUCGGGCAAAGGUCAGUUCUCUGGAGGAGCAACUUGAGAUUUCUAAAACUAGAUGUAAAGAGUUAUGGGAGCAGCAUCACGAUAUGGAAAGUCAACUACUAACAACUAAGAUGGACAAAUCUGAUAUGGUUGUACAUGGACAUUCAUCUGAUACAUCAAAUUGUUCUGACAAAUUACCCCUGAGUGAUUUGGACUCACUGAUGAGCAGUAAUGCAAUGCAAGGGAUCCAUCAACAGUUUGACAAACACAUGAGCCUAGUUCAAGAUCUAGAGAAAGAACGGCAGAAAGCACAUCAACUACGAGAUGUUAGACUGGCUGGUAUAGAGGUGACUUGCAUGAAUGAACAGAGUGAGUUAUCCAAGGAGCGAGAUUCAUGUCAAGCCGCUAGAAAGCUUCAUGAAGAGGCUCAGUGUAAACUAGAUACUGACAGACGAACGCUGGAAGAACGAGUCCAGAAGAUGACAGAAUCGCUCCUGCAUCAGACUGAAGUUCGAGGCCGUUUGACCUCUGAUCUUACGCAGACUAAACAAGAUUCAGAAUCCACUAGGAGACAGCUAGUGGCUGCAACCACAGCCCUUGAGUAUGAGAGACAGGCAAGAGACGUGGUUCAGACAAAGUUUAACAAGUUGGAAGAGGAGAAAUCACAUCUUGAGCGUCAGGUGACGUCACUCCAACAGGACCAUCAACUGAGCAGUCAGAAGUCAGUUGAGGAACUAGCAAUAGCAACCUCGGAACUGAAACAAGCAACUGAGGAUUUGCACGCUUUGCAGAACAGGGCUACCAUUACCAUGGCAACCCAAGAGAUUGAGUCCUCUGCUAAGCUGAAGGAGGGUGCCAUGUUGGUACUGGAUUUGGAGCGAAGACUAGAUGCACGGACGACUGAGCGAAAGGAGAACAGUGACAGGAUCAAGGCCCUUGAGGCUCGACAACUUGAUUAUGAUCAGAAUUGUUUGGAUCUACAGACAACAAGAAGCCGCUGUGAGGAACUACAAUCACAAGUAAACAAACUGCAGAGUGAGCUUUCAGAGUCUCAGUCAUCCUUGGAAGAAAUGACUGCUCAGAAACAACAACUUGAAGAAGAACGGGAGACACUACAAGAUUAUCUCAAUACCGCCCUCUCUAGGCACUCCGUACUCAAGAAGAAAUUAAGAAAGCAAAAUGUAGCCUCAGACAGCGCCCUCAGGAGCCUGGAAGAGGAGAGGGAUGAACUGACCAAUCAGGUUACAGAGGGAUCAAAAAAUCUGACCAACCUCCAGCAGCAAUUAAAGUCUGCACAAGAAUGUAAAGUUCUACUCAGUGCAGACAAACAGAAACUGACUUCAGUCAUUAACGCAAUAAAGGACCAGAGGAAGCUGGACAAGGACAAGCUACAGAGGGCGCUGAUCAAAACCAACGAACUCAAGGAGCAACUGGCAGAGGAAAAAACAAUGGCAAGUGAUUAUCACGCCCAGUUAACCAAAUUGACAUCUAGAAUGGCUACUUCAGCUUCUGCAUUGAACGAGGAAAGGUCAAAGGCCACAUCCCUCUCUGCAGAAGUAUUUACCCUGAGAGACACUGCACGUGAGCAGAAGAAUCAAAUAGUGGAGCUGACUGGAGAGGUUCAAAAUCUACAGUUUGCAUUGCAGUCUGUAAAUCACAAACACGAACUUGAGUACAGCAAACUGGUUUCUUACUCAGAAAAGACGAUAUCCAAACAGGAACAAACAUGUGGCAGUCAAGAGGAAGAACUGCAGCAUGUCUGCAAAGAGAAUCAGAAAAUGGCUGCAGAAUUGAACUUACUAAAUGAAGCCUUGAACAGGAAGAGAUCAGACUACAGCCAGGCACUCUUUGAUCUCCAUAAAUCAGAAAUGAAGAUAAAGGAAAUGGUUGGGGUGAUACGCCAACUAGAGGGACAGCUUGAUAUUGAGAAGAAUGUACAAGAAGAGCUCAAUAAAAGCCAUGAUUACCGAGAAGCUGAGAUGCAGAAACUAAGGAAGAUGAAGAAGACUGCUCAAGACAAGAUGGAACAACUCCAAAACACCGUGAAAUGCAACACCAAGAUUGAAUUGCAACACAUUAAAGCGGAGCUAACCCGAGAGAUCUUCAGCAAGAUUGAAACCUCGACACCUACAAAACAAGACAGAGAUAACACUGACAAUACUUUCAAGCUGCAAGAACUGGAGGGCAAGAUAUCUAAGCUUGAAGGUCUUCGCUCCGUGGAUAAACUGACCAUAGCGUCACUUAAUGAAGAUGUACAGAAACUGCAGAAAUUACUUAUUAAGCAGAGAUCUACCACACUUAAACACAGACCACAUGGGAAGCCACGCAAAGAUGACAUCCAAGCAGCGCUUGCAAAAGCCCAUGUGAGGGCGCUUUCCAUGAGUAUGGCAGAAAACUAUCAUACGCAGUCACCGCUAUUUGAGAACUCUGAUCUCCUGUUUGCUGAUUCAAAGAGCGCAUCAUCAGCCAAGAAGAUGCCAAGCUACAGUGGCUGGGAUACAAACUUAUCGGAUUCUGGGACUACCUGUAGCAGUGAUGAGUUUUCAUCAUGAUAACUCAGCGGAUUAAGGCACAAUGACAGAGUGAUUCCCAC
Messenger RNA from Asterias rubens (European starfish), 4106 nucleotides. Its product is annotated as myosin-9-like. Bases 163 to 4065 code for a protein of 1300 amino acids. The transcript is spliced from 23 exons. NCBI's taxonomy places the organism in Eukaryota, Metazoa, Echinodermata, Asteroidea, Forcipulatida, Asteriidae. The record is from RefSeq and is a predicted model, not a curated record.